Messenger RNA from Pseudozyma hubeiensis SY62, 1614 nucleotides. RefSeq names its product sugar transporter. Gene Ontology annotation, molecular function: carbohydrate:proton symporter activity. Gene Ontology annotation, cellular component: membrane. The coding region runs from base 1 to 1614 and encodes 537 amino acids. Gene Ontology annotation, biological process: transmembrane transport; carbohydrate transport. The record is from RefSeq and is a predicted model, not a curated record. The transcript is spliced from 2 exons. Lineage: Eukaryota; Fungi; Basidiomycota; Ustilaginomycetes; Ustilaginales; Ustilaginaceae.
AUGGGCUCGGGAUACCAAUACAGCCCUCGUCGCAUCAGCAACGACUACUUCGGUGUCGAUGUCGGCCUCCGCGGCAAGGCCUUGCUCUCGGUCAUCACCGCCAGCUGUGCCGGAGGCUUCCUCCUCGUCGGUUAUGACAACGGCGUCAUGGGAGGAAUCGUGUCCCUCGGCGAGUUCAACAAGACCUUCAACAACCCAGACGCCAACACAAUCGGCAACAUCGUCUCGCUCUACGAAAUUGGCUGCUUCAUCGGCGCGCUUGCGACUUUUGUCGUCGGCGAUAUUCUCGGUCGUCGUCGUACCAUCCUUAUCAGCUCCCUCUUCAUGAUCGCUGGCGCCAUCGUCCAGGCUGCCUCCAGCACCGUCGGCGUCAUGAUAGCUGGCCGUAUUAUCUCAGGAUUGGGCAUGGGUGCUAUCAACAGCACCGUUCCAAUCUUGCAGGCAGAAACUUCACCCGCUGUCUCGCGAGGUCAGCUCGUUGCUCUCGAUCUCACUGUCCUCAACAUUGGUAUUGUCGUGUCCUACUGGGUCGACUAUGCCUUUGGAUUCGGCGGUCUGAUCGGCAGCAAAGUGUGGCGCAUCCCUCUCGCCCUUCAGUGCGUCUUCAUCGUCAUCCUCAUGCUCACCACACUCAUCAUCCCCGACACUCCUCGUUGGCUCGCCAGGAAGGGCCGUCAUGAGGAGGCCAUCGCUGUCCUCGAACGUCUUCACAACGCAUCCAUCGACUCUCCAGAAGUGCAACAGUCCUACGCAGGUAUUCAACAGGCCCUCGAGCACGAGCGAGCAGCUGCCAACACCGGAUGGUCUGCCCUUGUCGCCAACGACUCCAUCCAGACUCGCAAGCGUUUGUUCCUAGCCUGCUUCAUCCAGGCCGCGCAACAGUUGAGUGGCAUCAAUGCGCUUAUAUAUUACAGUGGAACGCUCUUCUCUCAAUCUAUCGGUCUCGACAACAAGAAGUCGGCUCUUAUGGCCGGUGGCCUCAACAUGUGCCUUAUCCUUGGUUCCACGAUCUCCAUCUUCCUGAUCGACCGUGUCGGACGCAAGAAGCUCCUCAUUCCUUGCAUUGCUGGAAUGUCGGCCGUCAUGUGUGUUCAGACCGGUCUCGUCAAGGUGAUUCAGGAAGGCACCACCAACGCCAACUUUGGUCGUGCUGCCUCUGCUAUGCUCUUUGUUUUCGAGUUCUUCUUCUCGCUCGGGUUCCAGGCCACCGUCUGGCUUAUCCCUUCCGAGGUCCUUCCCCUUCUUAUCAGGACCAAAGGUUCGGCUCUCUCCACCGCAUCUAACUGGAUCUUCAACUUUGCUGUUGUCAAAUUCACCCCUAGCGCUCUAAAGAACAUCGGCUGGCAGACUUACAUCAUCUUUGCCAUCCUCAACGCAUGCUGGGUCCCCGUCAUCUACUUCAUGCUCCCCGAAACAAAGGGCAGAAGUCUCGAGGAGAUCGACGAGCUCUUUGCCACCGACAAUUGGCACAUCGACAACUCGCACGCUGCCGCCGACACCAAGGCUGCUGCCCACCGCAACAACGAUAUCGAGUACAACGAUGUCGACACUGGCUCCCACAAGGGCAGUGCCAAGGAUGAGCACGUUGUCACAUCCACCCUUGACUCGAGGUGA